Cydia amplana is the source of this 900-nucleotide messenger RNA. It is a transcript of the gene SpdS, whose product is annotated as spermidine synthase. NCBI's taxonomy places the organism in Eukaryota, Metazoa, Arthropoda, Insecta, Lepidoptera, Tortricidae. The transcript has 4 exons. Gene Ontology annotation, molecular function: catalytic activity. Bases 10 to 873 code for a protein of 287 amino acids. The record is from RefSeq and is a predicted model, not a curated record.
UUUCUCCAAAUGGACUCUCUUAAAAAGAACUGGUUUACUGAGGCAUGCGAAUUAUGGCCUGGAGGCACGUUUUCGUUCGAAGUGAAGGAGGUGCUUUGUGAUGAGAAAUCUGAAUACCAACAUGUUCAGGUUUUUGAUACUACAAGUUUAGGCAAAGUUUUGGUACUGGAUGGGAUCAUACAGUGUACUGAAAAAGACGAAUUUUCUUAUCAGGAGAUGAUAUCAUUCUUGCCUUUAUGUUGCCACAAAAAUCCUGAAAAAGUACUAAUUGUGGGUGGAGGUGAUGGCGGAGUAGCCAGAGAAGUUGCCAAGCAUCCCAAGGUGAAACAAAUUGUUCAGGUGGAAAUCGACGCAAAAGUAAUAGAGGUAUCAAAGAAACACCUCCCCUUCAUGGCCGUGGGCUUCGACAGUCCGAAGCUGACGCUGCACGUCGGCGAUGGCUUCGAGUUCAUGAAGCAGCACAGCGCGGAGUUCGACGUGAUCAUCACCGACAGCAGCGACCCCGUCGGCCCGGCCGUCAGCCUGUUCCAGGAGAAUUACUUCGGCUUGAUGAAGAGCGCGUUGAGGGAGGACGGUAUCGUGUGCUCGCAGGCGGGAACUAUUUGGAAUGAUUUGCACCUUGUCACGAGUACGCUGAGCCAUUGCAGAAAACAGUUCCCCUCAGCGGCCUACGCCUACGCGUCAGUACCGACCUACCCGUCCGGCCAGAUCGGGUUCGUGAUCGGCUCUCUCACCCCCAACGCGCGCUUCGACGCUCCCACCAUUACCUUUACUAAAGACGAGGAAGCCGCCAUGAAACUGAGGUACUACAACUCGGAGGUGCACAAGGCUGCGUUCGUGCUGCCGACGUUUGUUAAAUAUCAGCUCGCAUAGGUACUUAACCCGGAACGGGUCUAGUUA